This is a messenger RNA of Calypte anna (Anna's hummingbird), 1870 nucleotides long. RefSeq names its product proline-serine-threonine phosphatase interacting protein 1 (gene PSTPIP1). The transcript is spliced from 15 exons. Bases 216 to 1436 code for a protein of 406 amino acids. Gene Ontology annotation, biological process: actin filament polymerization. NCBI's taxonomy places the organism in Eukaryota, Metazoa, Chordata, Aves, Apodiformes, Trochilidae. Gene Ontology annotation, cellular component: cytoplasm; actin filament; plasma membrane. The record is from RefSeq and is a predicted model, not a curated record. Gene Ontology annotation, molecular function: actin filament binding.
CCCUCUGUCCCUUCAGAACCACAGAUCAUUGCUCAGAGGUGUCUGAUGCUGCCCAAUGCUAUUUUUCACCAGCUUGACUUGAGCAGAGCCAGGUCUGUGGAUGUGCUGCACCUUCCAGUUCUGCUGGGCUAGAACAACAAAGUUCAGUGCUGUGGCUGCUGCUCUUUGAGAACGAACUUGCUGAAGGAUUCCAUCACCUCCACAGACCAGUAAUCAUGUCACAGAUGCAGUUUAAAGAUGCCUUUUGGUGCAAAGAGUUCACCUCCCACACUGGCUACGAGGUGCUUGUACAACGGCUGUUGGAUGGGAGGAAGAUGUGCAAAGAUGUGGAGGAUCUGCUCAGGCAGAGAGCCCAAGCAGAAGAGAGAUAUGGGAAAGAGCUAAUUCAAAUCGCCCGAAAAGCAGGAGGACAAACAGAAAUCAACACACUGAAGGCAGCAUUUGAGAGGCUCAAGCAGCAAAUCGAAAGUGUUGGAAACUCUCAUAUCCAGCUGGCAGCAAUGCUGAAGGAUGAACUGAAAGGAAUAGAGGAGUUCCGAGAAAGACAGAAGGAGCAAAGAAAAAAGUACGAGUCUGCAAUGGAGCGCGUGCACAAGAGCAAGUUGUCCCUCUAUAAAAAAACAAUGGAGUCAAAGAAGACCUAUGAACAGAAGUGCAAGGAGGCGGAUGAGGCUGAGCAGUCCCUUGAACGGACGAGUGCUUCGGGCACCCAAAAGCAAACAGAAAAGAGUCAGAACAAAGCCAAGCAAUGCAGAGAUGCAGCAAAUGAAGCAGAGAAUGUGUACAAACAGAACAUUGAGCAGCUGGAUAAGGUACGGACAGAGUGGGAACAGGAACAUAUCAAAACCUGCGAGGUCUUCCAGCUCCAGGAGUGCGACCGCAUCGCUGUCCUCCGCAACUCGCUGUGGGCUCACUGCAACCAGCUCUCCAUGCAGUGUGUGAAGGAUGACCAGCUGUAUGAAGAGGUUCGGGUAAGCUUGGAGAACUGCGUUGUAGAGUCAGACAUAGACUGCUUCGUUAAGACUAACAUGACAGGAACACAACCUCCAGAUGCAAUAGGAUACGAGAACUACUACAGCAGAGAACUAAACAGAAGCAACAGCAGCCCAACCCAGUCUUGUGGGAUGAUGAAGAGAUUCGCUGAACUACUGCAUGGAAGCAGCAAGAACACAGAAAGUGCCCCUCCUUCAGCCCCUCCUCUGGCAGUGAAAACAGAUGGAGUCUAUGCAUCAAUUUUUGUAAAUGAACAAGCUGGAAACACAUCAUCACAGGACUACAGAGUACUUUAUGACUACACAGCCCAGAGCAUGGAUGAACUGGACAUCAGUGAAGGAGACAUUGUAGCUGUCAUUGAAGAAAAUGAGAAUGGCUGGUGGACAGCAGAAAGGAAUGGGCAGAGAGGCUUCGUGCCUGGGACUUAUCUUGAAAAGCUUUGAUGAAUUGAAGCUACAGGCCUCGGACAUUAGAAGUAUUCUGUUACUGAAAAAAAACCCAAACAUCACACAAAGUCAGCUUCAGCUGACCAAGCACAACUCAUAACACUGUUCCUACACUUACCAGUCAGGAACUAACUGACUGACCAUGCUUUCAUCUCCAUUCCUCCUGCCCCAUCCCACCACCUCCUGGUUUACACUGUCUGCAAAAAACAUCAUCUCAGAGAGACAAAGAAUUGUGUUUCUUACUUAAUACAGUUCUUACCCUCAGCACACUCUGCUGCCACCAGUGUUGCAAAGCUUGGUGAAUCUGAGAGGAAAAUCCUGCCCACAACUUAACCACACUAAAGAGAAGAGACCAAGGAAGCAAGUGCUGCUUUUCCAGGAGGAAGGACCAUCUCCCAUCAGCCUGUAAGCCACCCUCAUGGUCACAGCAG